Molecule: messenger RNA, 513 nt
Organism: Humulus lupulus (European hop)
Lineage: Eukaryota; Viridiplantae; Streptophyta; Magnoliopsida; Rosales; Cannabaceae
Product: coatomer subunit delta-like
Exons: 6
Coding region: 1-513 (170 amino acids)
Biological process (GO): retrograde vesicle-mediated transport, Golgi to endoplasmic reticulum; endoplasmic reticulum to Golgi vesicle-mediated transport; Golgi localization
Cellular component (GO): COPI vesicle coat; cytosol
Source: RefSeq, a predicted model, not a curated record
AUGGCAUUCGCCUCCGACCCAACAACUACAGGCCUGAAGGAUCUUAAUCGACCUUUUCCUGCUAGUACCGGUGAUGCUGCGGGUGUUGGCCUUUUGAAGUGGCGGAUGCAGAGCAUUGAUGAAUCAAUGGUGCCUUUAACAAGUAGGCCUUCUGUUUUUGGUAAUGAAACAUAUGUUAGCAUCGAAUAUGGAGCUUCAUCAAUGUUUGAUUUGUGGAAUGUUGUGAUCUCUGUACCUCUCCCUGCUCUUCAUGAGGCUCCAAAUGUCAGACAAGUUGACGGUGAAUGGAGGUUCGACCCAAGGAAUUCUGUGUUGGAGUGGUCCAUUCUACUUAUUGACAACUCGAACCGAAGUGGAUCAAUGGAGUUUGUUGUUCCCCCAACAGACUCAUCUGUAUUUUUCCUGAUUUCUGUGAACUUCUCUGCUACUAAUACAUUCAGUGACUUAAAGGUUGUGAAUGUCUUGCCCCAGAAAGGUGGAGCUCCACCAAAGUUUGGUCAAAGAACGCAAUGA